Pan troglodytes (chimpanzee) is the source of this 8796-nucleotide messenger RNA. RefSeq names its product jumonji domain containing 1C (gene JMJD1C). The record is from RefSeq and is a predicted model, not a curated record. Gene Ontology annotation, biological process: regulation of transcription by RNA polymerase II. The transcript is spliced from 24 exons. Lineage: Eukaryota; Metazoa; Chordata; Mammalia; Primates; Hominidae. Gene Ontology annotation, cellular component: histone deacetylase complex; chromatin. The coding region runs from base 1007 to 7972 and encodes 2321 amino acids. Gene Ontology annotation, molecular function: chromatin DNA binding; histone H3K9 demethylase activity; transcription coregulator activity.
GCAUUUGCUUUAUGAAGGAGACAGUAAACUUGAGCUUUCAGUCUCGCCACUAGUCUGUCUUUGUCUGUUGUUAAAAUUAUGAGCCAGUCUCUAUGGCCGCAGCCAAAUGAGUAAUCACUAGUAAUGUGACUCGUGCUGGAAGUGACUCCAUCAGCACCUGUGACGGGGGAUUAGUUACAGUUUACAGAGCACCGCCUCUUCCCUUCUCUCAGUGUGCCCUAAGCCAAGUACUCGUUCUCAUUUGGGUGUCUGCACUGUUGGAAGCUACUGCACUGUGUUUCCACGCAGACAGAGUACAGUGGGAAAGGCUUUCUCCAGCUGAUGGAUGGCUGUUCUCUUUAUUUGGAGUAUCUUACUGGUUAUGUAAGCGACCUCGAGAGAAAUUAUCCUGACCCAGAUCGGAGGAUGCAGUAGUGCUUCAGCUGCAGGAUUUCUUAGUCGUUAACACCACAGUGCUGAUGACAAAGAGCGAGUUGUAAUCCUCAUCACUGCCAGGGCUGAGCCAGAGCAGACAGAAAAUCGUCAUUUGCUCGUUGGAGACUUGUUAGGUUACAGCUCCUGCUUCGUUCUGUGGUCUUGGCUUUUCUUCCUAUACAAUGACGCCGCUGCAAGUGAGCUCAGAAAUGCUUGGUUUGAGAGCCAUUUGCCUGUGAUUUUUGAAGACUAAAGAAGUAUUUACACUAGAUACUCUUCCAGAACAAAAUAGAAAUUUCAGCAAAUACUUACUGACCUUUAAAGCCUUGUGGAUUUCUGAGAUUUAAAGAUACUUUAAAAUUCUCAAGAACAAAACUUUCAAACCUCUGGUUGAAAGAAAUAUACCCAGUUCAGUCACUGCAGUAGAAUUCCUUGUAGAUAAGCAACUGGAUUUUUUAACUGAAGAUAGUGCCUUUCAGCCCUACCAGGUCCUUAUUCCUUAAAUGGAUACAGAGUGAGAGUAUAUAGACAAGACUCUGCCACCCAGUGGUUUACUGGCAUAAUUACUCAUCAUGAUCUCUUCACCCGCACCAUGAUCGUUAUGAAUGAUCAGGUACUAGAACCACAGAAUGUCGAUCCUUCUAUGGUUCAAAUGACCUUUCUAGAUGAUGUUGUUCACUCUUUGUUAAAAGGUGAAAAUAUUGGCAUUACAUCACGACGCAGGUCUCGUGCCAAUCAAAACGUCAACGCUGUUCACAGCCAUUAUACACGUGCCCAAGCAAAUAGUCCCAGACCAGCAAUGAACUCCCAAGCUGCUGUACCAAAACAGAAUACACACCAGCAACAGCAACAAAGAAGUAUCCGUCCAAAUAAGAGGAAGGGCUCAGAUAGCAGUAUACCAGAUGAAGAGAAGAUGAAGGAGGAAAAAUAUGAUUAUAUAUCACGAGGAGAAAAUCCUAAAGGUAAAAACAAACACUUGAUGAAUAAAAGAAGGAAACCUGAGGAGGAUGAAAAGAAACUAAAUAUGAAAAGACUUCGAACUGACAAUGUUUCAGACUUUUCUGAGAGCAGUGACUCAGAAAAUUCAAAUAAGAGAAUAAUAGAUAAUUCCUCAGAACAGAAGCCAGAGAAUGAAUUGAAAAAUAAAAAUACUUCAAAAAUAAAUGGAGAAGAAGGAAAACCCCAUAAUAAUGAGAAGGCAGGAGAAGAGACCCUAAAAGAUAGCCAGCCUCCCUGGGAUCAAAUACAGGAAGAUAAAAAACAUGAAGAAGCAGAGAAGCGGAAGUCUGUUGACACUCAGCUUCAAGAAGAUAUGAUUAUUCAUUCGUCAGAACAAUCCACAGUUUCUGAUCAUAAUUCUAAUGAUUUACUUCCUCAGGAAUGCAAUAUGGAUAAAACACAUACCAUGGAAUUGCUACCAAAGGAGAAGUUUGUAUCCAGACCACCCACACCAAAAUGUGUUAUUGAUAUUACAAAUGACACUAAUUUAGAAAAGGUGGCUCAGGAAAACUCAAGUACCUUUGGCCUUCAGACACUUCAGAAAAUGGAUCCUAAUGUUAGUGAUUCAAAACACUCUAUUGCAAAUGCAAAAUUCUUGGAAACAGCAAAACAAGAUUCUGACCAGAGCUGGGUCAGUGAUGUAGUUAAAGUGGAUCUAACCCAAUCAGGUGUUACAAAUGCUUCUUCAGGAAAUGAUCACUUGAACAUGGAAAAAGAGAAGUAUGUCUCUUACAUUUCUCCUUUAAGUGCAGUUUCUGUCAUGGAAGAUAAGCUGCAUAAGCGAAGUCCACCUCCAGAGACUAUAAAAUCUAAACUUAAUACUUCAGUAGAUACUCACAAGAUAAAAUCCAGCCCAUCACCUGAAGUUGUUAAACCCAAAAUAACUCAUUCUCCUGAUUCUGUAAAGUCUAAGGCCACUUAUGUGAACAGCCAAGCUACUGGUGAAAGAAGACUGGCAAAUAAGAUAGAACAUGAGCUAUCAAGAUGCAGUUUUCAUCCAAUUCCUACUCGAAGCAGUACAUUAGAAACUACAAAGAGUCCUCUUAUCAUUGAUAAAAAUGAGCAUUUUACAGUUUACAGAGAUCCUGCACUUAUUGGGUCAGAAACAGGAGCUAAUCAUAUUUCACCUUUCCUAAGCCAGCAUCCUUUUCCUCUUCACUCCUCAUCUCAUAGAACCUGUUUAAAUCCAGGUACCCAUCAUCCUGCCUUAACUCCUGCACCCCAUUUACUAGCCGGAUCAUCUAGUCAAACUCCAUUACCUACCAUUAACACUCAUCCUCUGACUAGUGGUCCACACCAUGCUGUUCAUCACCCUCAUUUACUUCCCACUGUGUUACCUGGAGUGCCUACUGCCUCCUUACUUGGUGGCCACCCACGACUAGAGAGUGCUCAUGCCAGCAGCUUGAGCCACUUAGCGCUAGCACACCAGCAACAACAACAGUUGUUACAGCACCAGUCACCUCAUCUUCUUGGACAAGCCCAUCCUUCUGCUUCAUAUAAUCAGCUUGGACUUUAUCCAAUUAUUUGGCAGUAUCCAAAUGGAACACAUGCAUACUCAGGACUUGGUUUGCCUUCUUCUAAGUGGGUUCACCCAGAAAAUGCAGUUAAUGCUGAAGCUUCGUUAAGGAGGAAUUCUCCCAGUCCUUGGCUACAUCAGCCCACCCCUGUGACCUCAGCAGAUGGUAUUGGAUUACUUAGCCACAUUCCUGUCAGACCUUCCAGUGCAGAGCCUCAUCGGCCUCUUAAAAUUACAGCCCAUUCCAGUCCACCAUUGACAAAAACUUUAGUAGAUCAUCAUAAGGAAGAAUUAGAAAGAAAAGCUUUUAUGGAACCAUUACGGUCUGUUGCAUCCACAUCAGCCAAAAAUGACCUGGAUCUAAAUAGGUCACAGACUGGAAAAGAUUGUCACUUACAUAGGCAUUUUGUGGAUCCAGUAUUAAAUCAAUUACAGAGGCCACCCCAGGAGACUGGAGAGAGGUUAAACAAAUACAAAGAGGAACACCGUCGAAUUCUUCAAGAAAGUAUUGAUGUUGCUCCCUUUACAACUAAAAUCAAGGGAGUUGAGGGUGAGAGAGAGAAUUAUUCCAGAGUGGCAUCAUCAUCUUCCAGUCCUAAAAGCCAUAUCAUCAAACAAGAUAUGGAUGUAGAACGCUCAGUAUCAGAUCUUUAUAAAAUGAAGCACUCAGUGCCUCAGAGUUUACCCCAAAGUAACUAUUUCACUACAUUGUCUAAUAGUGUGGUCAAUGAACCACCAAGAUCAUACCCAUCCAAAGAAGUUUCAAAUAUUUACGGUGAUAAACAGAGUAAUGCCCUUGCAGCGGCAGCAGCUAAUCCUCAAACUCUGACUUCAUUUAUAACAUCUCUUUCAAAGCCUCCACCUUUGAUUAAACACCAACCAGAAAGUGAAGGUUUAGUAGGCAAGAUACCAGAACAUCUUCCACAUCAGAUUGCAUCUCACUCAGUAACAACCUUCAGAAAUGAUUGUAGGAGUCCUACCCAUUUGACAGUUUCUUCUACAAAUACACUCCGCAGUAUGCCUGCAUUACAUAGAGCACCAGUAUUUCACCCACCAAUCCAUCACAGCCUGGAAAGAAAGGAAGGCAGCUAUAGUAGUCUUUCCCCUCCAACUUUAACUCCGGUGAUGCCAGUAAAUGCUGGUGGUAAAGUUCAAGAAUCACAGAAGCCUCCAACUCUAAUACCCGAACCAAAAGACUCCCAGGCAAAUUUUAAGAGUUCUUCAGAACAGAGUUUGACGGAGAUGUGGAGACCUAAUAAUAACCUCAGCAAAGAGAAAACUGAAUGGCAUGUGGAGAAAAGCAGCGGAAAGUUACAGGCUGCUAUGGCAUCUGUCAUUGUGCGUCCAUCUUCUAGUACAAAAACUGAUAGUAUGCCAGCAAUGCAGUUAGCUUCUAAAGAUCGAGUUAGUGAAAGAUCUUCAGCUGGGGCACAUAAAACAGAUUGCCUCAAACUAGCAGAAGCCGGAGAAACUGGAAGAAUCAUUUUGCCAAAUGUGAAUUCAGACAGUGUUCACACAAAAUCUGAAAAAAACUUUCAGGCUGUCUCACAGGGCAGUGUUCCCAGUUCAGUCAUGUCUGCUGUAAAUACGAUGUGUAAUACCAAAACGGAUGUAAUCACAUCUGCUGCCGAUACUACCAGUGUUUCCAGCUGGGGUGGUUCAGAAGUAAUUUCCUCUUUAUCAAAUACCAUUUUGGCCUCUACAUCAUCAGAAUGUGUAUCUUCAAAAAGUGUCAGUCAGCCAGUGGCUCAAAAACAAGAAUGCAAGGUCAGCACCACAGCACCAGUUACAUUGGCCAGUAGUAAGACAGGAAGUGUUGUUCAACCCAGUUCUGGGUUCUCAGGCACAACUGAUUUUAUCCAUUUAAAAAAGCACAAGGCAGCAUUGGCUGCAGCUCAGUAUAAAAGUAGUAAUGCCAGUGAGACUGAACCUAAUGCUAUAAAAAAUCAGACACUUUCAGCCUCCCUUCCUCUGGAUAGCACUGUAAUCUGUAGUACAAUUAACAAAGCAAACUCUGUAGGAAAUGGGCAAGCUUCCCAGACAAGUCAACCAAACUACCAUACUAAACUGAAAAAGGCCUGGCUCACCAGACACUCAGAAGAAGAUAAAAAUACUAAUAAAAUGGAAAAUUCAGGGAAUUCUGUAUCAGAAAUUAUUAAGCCAUGUUCUGUCAACUUAAUAGCCUCUACAUCUAGUGAUAUACAAAAUAGUGUAGAUAGUAAGAUCAUAGUUGAUAAAUAUGUAAAAGAUGAUAAAGUCAACAGGAGAAAAGCCAAAAGAACUUAUGAAUCUGGCUCUGAAAGUGGAGACUCAGAUGAAAGUGAAAGCAAGUCAGAGCAAAGGACUAAAAGACAACCUAAGCCAACUUACAAAAAGAAGCAAAAUGAUUUGCAAAAGAGAAAAGGUGAAAUAGAAGAAGAUUUGAAACCCAAUGGAGUUCUCAGCAGGAGUGCCAAAGAAAGAAGUAAACUGAAGUUGCAAAGCAACAGUAAUACUGGCAUUCCUCGUUCAGUAUUGAAAGAUUGGCGUAAAGUCAAGAAGCUGAAGCAAACUGGGGAAUCCUUUUUACAGGAUGACUCCUGCUGUGAGAUAGGGCCUAAUUUACAAAAGUGUCGAGAAUGUAGACUUAUUCGCAGUAAAAAAGGAGAAGAACCAGCUCACUCACCAGUAUUUUGUAGAUUUUACUACUUUAGACGGUUGUCAUUUAGUAAAAACGGAGUAGUUAGAAUAGAUGGUUUCUCUUCUCCUGACCAAUAUGAUGAUGAAGCUAUGAGUUUGUGGACACAUGAAAAUUUUGAAGAUGAUGAACUAGAUAUAGAGACUUCUAAAUAUAUCUUGGAUAUAAUAGGUGAUAAGUUCUGUCAAUUAGUAACAUCUGAAAAAACAGCUUUGUCCUGGGUGAAAAAGGAUGCCAAAAUUGCCUGGAAAAGAGCAGUGAGAGGAGUCCGGGAGAUGUGUGAUGCAUGUGAAGCAACAUUGUUUAACAUUCACUGGGUCUGCCAAAAAUGUGGAUUUGUGGUCUGCUUAGAUUGUUACAAGGCAAAGGAAAGGAAGAGUUCUAGAGAUAAAGAACUAUAUGCUUGGAUGAAGUGUGUGAAGGGACAGCCUCAUGAUCACAAACAUUUAAUGCCAACCCAAAUUAUACCUGGUUCUGUUUUGACAGAUCUUCUAGAUGCCAUGCACACUCUUAGGGAAAAAUAUGGUAUUAAAUCCCAUUGUCAUUGUACUAACAAACAGAAUUUACAAGUUGGAAAUUUUCCUACAAUGAAUGGUGUAUCUCAAGUUUUACAGAAUGUUCUUAAUCACAGUAAUAAAAUUUCUCUAUGCAUGCCUGAGUCUCAGCAGCAAAAUACUCCUCCGAAGUCUGAGAAAAAUGGUGGCAGCAGCCCAGAGAGUGAUGUAGGCACAGAUAACAAGUUAACUCCUCCAGAAUCCCAGUCACCACUGCACUGGUUAGCAGAUCUUGCAGAGCAAAAAGCCAGAGAGGAAAAAAAAGAAAACAAAGAACUUACCCUUGAAAACCAAAUUAAAGAAGAAAGAGAACAAGACAACUCUGAAUCUCCAAAUGGCAGAACAUCACCUCUUGUGUCCCAGAAUAAUGAACAAGGCUCAACCUUACGGGAUUUGCUGACUACAACAGCUGGAAAGCUACGUGUGGGGUCUACAGAUGCUGGCAUUGCCUUUGCCCCAGUAUAUUCAAUGGGAGCCCCAAGUAGCAAAAGUGGACGGACUAUGCCUAACAUUCUUGAUGACAUAAUUGCUUCAGUUGUUGAAAACAAAAUUCCACCAAGUAAAACCUCCAAGAUAAAUGUAAAACCAGAGCUUAAAGAAGAGCCUGAAGAAAGCAUAAUAUCUGCAGUGGAUGAAAAUAAUAAAUUAUACAGUGAUAUACCACAUUCUUGGAUCUGUGAGAAGCAUAUUUUAUGGCUUAAGGAUUAUAAGAAUAGCAGUAAUUGGAAGCUUUUCAAAGAAUGUUGGAAACAAGGACAGCCUGCAGUGGUUUCUGGUGUGCAUAAGAAAAUGAACAUUAGCCUAUGGAAGGCGGAAUCAAUUAGUCUUGAUUUUGGAGACCACCAAGCUGAUCUCCUGAACUGCAAAGAUAGCAUCAUUUCAAAUGCCAAUGUUAAGGAAUUCUGGGAUGGUUUUGAAGAAGUUUCAAAACGGCAGAAAAACAAGAGUGGAGAAACAGUUGUUUUAAAAUUGAAAGAUUGGCCUUCAGGAGAAGACUUCAAGACUAUGAUGCCAGCAAGAUACGAAGAUCUUUUAAAAAGUCUGCCAUUGCCAGAAUAUUGUAAUCCAGAAGGAAAAUUCAAUUUGGCCUCUCAUUUGCCAGGAUUUUUUGUACGUCCUGAUCUAGGACCCAGGUUGUGCAGUGCCUAUGGUGUAGUUGCUGCUAAAGAUCAUGAUAUAGGAACAACAAAUCUCCAUAUUGAAGUUUCUGAUGUUGUAAAUAUACUAGUUUAUGUUGGCAUAGCAAAAGGAAAUGGCAUUCUCUCAAAAGCAGGAAUUCUCAAGAAAUUUGAGGAAGAAGAUUUGGAUGACAUUUUAAGGAAAAGAUUGAAGGACUCAAGUGAAAUACCUGGUGCUCUGUGGCAUAUUUAUGCUGGGAAAGAUGUUGACAAGAUAAGGGAAUUUCUUCAAAAGAUUUCAAAAGAACAAGGCCUUGAAGUUCUACCAGAACAUGAUCCAAUACGUGACCAAAGUUGGUAUGUGAACAAAAAGCUCCGUCAAAGGCUGCUUGAAGAAUAUGGAGUCAGAACCUGUACUCUUAUUCAGUUCCUUGGUGAUGCUAUUGUUUUGCCAGCGGGAGCACUUCAUCAGGUUCAGAAUUUUCACAGCUGUAUUCAGGUAACUGAAGAUUUUGUGUCUCCAGAACAUCUUGUAGAGUCAUUUCAUUUAACACAGGAACUGAGACUUUUGAAGGAAGAAAUCAAUUAUGAUGAUAAACUACAGGUUAAAAAUAUUUUGUAUCAUGCAGUCAAAGAAAUGGUGAGAGCCUUGAAGAUACACGAGGAUGAAGUAGAGGAUAUGGAAGAAAAUUAAGUGUGAUCCAGUUUGAUAUUUUUAGGUUGCUGAACUGGGAUUACUUAACCUUGAAUGAUGAUAUGUAUGCACACUGACUUUAAGCUUCAUAAAACCAUCAGUGCCAAGAAAUUCUCUUUGUAGUAAUUACUUGUUACUGACACCACAGCAGUAUAGCAUAUGUCACAGCUCCUGUGAUUCAAUGUUAUAAAACAAGCAGAAUUUUAAAAGCAGCACUAUAUAGCUGUUUUGUAUUAUAGUGUAUAUGAUGUUUGUGAAAAUGCCAGAUUUAAAAUGAUGUAUUUAUUUUUGGUAAAAAAUAAAAAAUUCUAUGCUAUAUUGUUGAUCAAGUGUAAAUGUGACCUUGUACAGUUUACUAAAAUUACUGAUAUUUUUCACUACAUUGAGACAGUUACUGUGAGAAUAGGACACAAACACCAGCUAUUGCCUGCAUCUGGGAAAUUGCUGAAUCGCACAGCAGUCAUGUCAUAAUCAGAAAAUUACUGCCAAAUAAUUGUAAAAUUUGUAAAAUAUAAAGUAUAUAAAGUAGAUACUAAAUACAGACACUUCAAUAUUUUGUUGAAGCUAUUGACUGUACAAUUAAACAUUUUCAAAAGGUGUAAUUUAUUUAAAAUUGUCUCAUUUUGGUAAAAUUUAUGUGAACUUUUAAAGCUAAAUAUUAAACUUAAUAUGCUAUGUAAAUAUAUACAUAUAUACAUUUAAUGAUGUAUUUUUUUAAAACAUUGGCUUGCUUUUGUUAAAGUGCAAGUGUUACAUAUGGCUUUGUACAUUAAAGUUGAAAGGGGUUUUACAUUUUCCAUUAAAAGGACUUUAUCAAAAAUUGA